CAUUUCUUCCAGUUCCAUCCGUUCCAUCCACAACGUGUUUUGAAUUUGUGAUAACAUUUGGUGUUAUGAUUUUACGAAACAUUUAAAUUGCAAAAAAAUGAGAAAUAAUACACCGCCGACGUCACCGUACAAUUCAGUAGGAGGAGACGAAGAGGACGAUGGUGAUGAAUUGAUUUAUGUGGGCGAUGCUGACGAAGUUUUGAAUGAAUGGGAACAACAAAUCGAAUCUGAUGAUGAGAAUGGUGAUGAUGCUGCAAUUGUUGACAACGAAAUGACCGUUGAGCGGGACGAUGCUGUUCUAACAUUUACCAAGCAUAACAAACCCGUGUUUUGUGGUUCUCUGCAUCCAAGUCUGGACUUAGCCGUGACGGGAGGCGAGGAUGACAAAGCCUAUGUUUGGUCAACGGAAACUGGCGAAGUUGUCUACGAAGUAGAUGGUCACAAGGAUUCGAUUGUUUGCGCUCAGUUCAGCAGUGAUGGAAACUUCUUAGCGACUGGUGACCUUGCCGGAGAUAUUCAGGUUUUCAAGGUGAACAACAAUUACUCCAAAGUAUGGGAAUUCUCCAUGGGUGAUAUGGCGUGGAUGCAAUGGCACACAUCGGCCAAUGUGUUGCUAGCUGGAGGUGAAUCGGGUGAAGUGUACGUUUGGCGUAUACCAUCCGGUGAAUGUAAAGUUCUUCAAGGAAAUGGUCAUAAGUCAGAAGUUGGCGAGUUGACGAACGAUGGCAAAAAACUGAUUGUUGGCUAUGGAGACGGCACCAUUAAACUGUGGGACAUUAAAUCCAGUUCGGUUGUACAAGAAAUACUAGCCGACUCUCCGUUGGGCCAUUCCAGUACAAUUACUUGCAUUGCAGCCGAUCCAGACAAUGGAAUAUUUUUAAGUGGCAGUGAAGAUGGCAAAAUUCUGAUAGCUGGUGCUAGCGGAGCUUUGGGAAAUCUUCUGCCAGAUUCCGGAUCGGUGGAAUCAUUAGCAUUUUGUCCGGAUUCGGAUUUAAAAUUGGCCGCAUGUGGAACAUUGCAAGGAAAGAUUUCAUUGUGGGACAUUGCUAAGCAGGCGGUUCGCGUUGAAUGUGAGAAGGGCGGCUCCGGUGUAACGAAACUGUUUUGGGCACCGAAUCAUACUCUUUUUUGUGGAACAUUGGAUGGUGCUAUAAGAGCUUUCGAUGGUCGCAGUGGUCAACUGAAGUUUUCACUACUCGGACAUCAGGCUGAGGUGUACGAUUUAAGCUAUAGCCGAAACAAAUCGAUUCUACUUACCACAUCGGAGGACGGCACAUCGAAAAUUUUUAAGAAUUUUGUAUUUUAAGCCUUAUUUGAAUCAAAAUAAAAUGUUGAACUGAAA
Molecule: messenger RNA, 1342 nt
Organism: Bradysia coprophila
Lineage: Eukaryota; Metazoa; Arthropoda; Insecta; Diptera; Sciaridae
Product: angio-associated migratory cell protein
Molecular function (GO): protein binding
Source: RefSeq, a predicted model, not a curated record